Rhincodon typus (whale shark) is the source of this 5234-nucleotide messenger RNA. RefSeq names its product ectodermal-neural cortex 1 (gene enc1). The transcript has 3 exons. NCBI's taxonomy places the organism in Eukaryota, Metazoa, Chordata, Chondrichthyes, Orectolobiformes, Rhincodontidae. Bases 440 to 2215 code for a protein of 591 amino acids. Gene Ontology annotation, molecular function: protein binding. The record is from RefSeq and is a predicted model, not a curated record.
AGACGGUCAGCCAAACCGGCCACAGGCAGGCACUGAACAGCUGACUGGCUUGGAAAUGCUACAAGGCACAGAGCAUCUGAGCUCGGCUGCGAUCUCCCUCACAGUAUAAAUCGCCCUGCUCAGUGUCAGCACUCAUUCUCUGUCUGUGUGUGUGUGCGUGUAGACAGCCACAGUGUGCUCUCUGAACAUCGCACCGACUGUUUGCUUCUCUCAGUCAAUCACCUGGCUGCCAGGCGCUUUGCUCUACACUGUAUACAGUGUGGAACAACCACUCCCCUCCUCUGACACUCCGUUCGCUCUUUCCCCAGCCACAGCCGGCUCGCAGCCUUCUUCCCAGCUCCAGGCACAGCGAGGCCAAUCGUCCGGGCGGGCACGUCCCGUACUAGCCCAAGACUAUGUUGUUCCUCGCCGGAUCGUCUACUGACAAGUUUCGUGUUUGAUGAGAAUGUCAGUCAGCAUGCACGAGAAUCGGAAAUCAAGAGCUAGCAAUGGCUCAAUGAAUAUUUACCUCUUCCACAAAGCUACAUAUGCCGACAGUGUUCUUAUGCACCUGAAUCUUCUACGACAACAGAGACUUUUCACAGAUGUCCUCCUCCAUGCAGGAGAAAAGACCUUUCCAUGCCACAGGGCUGUGCUGGCUGCGUGUAGCCGAUAUUUUGAAGCUAUGUUCAGUGGAGGAUUACGUGAGAGCAAGGACAAUGAAGUAAACUUCCAUAAUUCAAUACACCCAGAGGUUCUGGAGCUCCUCCUAGAUUAUGCUUACUCAUCUCGAGUUCUUAUUAAUGAAGAAAAUGCAGAAUCCCUUCUGGAGGCUGGGGAUAUGCUGCAGUUCCAGGAUAUCCGUGAUGCUUGUGCAGAAUUCCUGGAGAAAAAUCUCCAUCCGACGAACUGUCUUGGCAUGCUGCUGCUCUCUGAUGCCCAUCAUUGCACCAAGCUUUAUGAGCUGUCCUGGAGAAUGUGCCUCAGCAACUUUCCAACAAUCAGCAAGAGUGAAGAUUUCCUGCAGCUGCCAAAGGACACAUUGGUGCAACUUCUCUCUAGCGAAGAGCUGGAGACAGAAGAUGAGAAGCUUGUGUAUGAGACCACCAUAAAGUGGGUGAAGUAUGACGUGAAUAGGCGCCACUGUUGUUUGCCAGAACUGUUGCAAACGGUUCGAUUGGCUCUGCUACCAGCUGUUUAUUUAAUGGAGAAUGUGGCCAUGGAAGAGCUUAUAACCAGGCAGAUGAAGAGUAAAGAGUUGAUUGAAGAGGCAAUACGUUGCAAAUUAAAGAUUUUACAGAAUGAUGGAGUGGUGACAAGCCUUUGCGCCAGACCUCGUAAAACAGGUCACGCCUUGCUGUUGCUUGGAGGACAGACUUUCAUGUGUGACAAAGUUUAUCUAAUAGACCAUAAAGCAAAGGAGAUCAUUCCAAAAGCAGAUAUUCCCAGCCCCCGCAAAGAGUUUAGUGCAUGUGCAAUUGGCUGCAAGGUAUAUGUGACUGGGGGGCGUGGGUCAGAAAAUGGCGUGUCCAAAGACGUUUGGGUUUAUGACACUCUUCACGAAGAGUGGUCAAAAUCUGCUCCAAUGCUUGUUGCGAGGUUUGGACACGGAUCUGCUGAGCUGAAGCAUUCUUUGUAUGUGGUUGGUGGACACACUGCAGCCACAGGACGGCAGCCAGCAUCACCUUCAGUGUCUCUCAAACAAGUGGAACAGUACGACCCAGUGACCAAUAAGUGGGCAAUGGUGGCCCCUCUUCGAGAAGGUGUCAGCAAUGCAGCUGUGGUUAGUGCCAAGCUGAGGCUGUUCGCCUUUGGUGGUACUAGCGUGAGCCAUGAUAAACUGCCCAAAGUACAGUGCUACGACCCAUGCGAAAAUAGAUGGACUGUGCCAGCUACCUGCCCUCAGCCGUGGAGGUACACAGCUGCAGCUGUGCUAGGCAACCAGAUUUUUAUCAUGGGUGGGGAUACUGAAUUCUCAGCAUGUUCUGCAUAUAGGUUCAACAGUGAGACUUACCAGUGGACCAAGGUUGGGGAUGUGACUGCGAAGCGAAUGAGCUGCCAUGCUGUAGCCUCUGGUAAUAAACUCUACGUAGUCGGGGGCUAUUUUGGCACACAGAGAUGUAAAACACUAGACUGCUAUGAUCCUACUUUGGACACAUGGAAUAGCAUAACUACUGUACCAUAUUCAUUAAUUCCGACAGCAUUCGUUAGCACAUGGAAGCAUCUUCCUGCAUAGAAGAAGAAUUCUUCAAUAUUUCAUAGGACUCCCGAUAUGAAGAUUUUGCAUACUGUGAAGCAACGCAACUUAAAUGAAGAACAUAAAACCUUCUGCAUCUGUUAGAGCUAAAAUAAUUUGGUUUCAGCAACCAGCACCUAUUCUGAUGUGAAGAAAAUAAUUUGGUUUCACAUACACUUAUUCUUCAUGAUGAUGAAGUGAUUUCUGAAUACGGAUUGAUUGCCAGAUAAAUCGUGGACUCAUGGCAAUAUUAUUUGACUCCUCCAAAAGUUAAGACUUCUCAAUUUGCUGCUGCACUGUCUAUAGUCUUAAUUAAUUUCCAGCAUUUAUAUAUGAAACGUUAAAUGGCUGUCACCUUGUCUUUGAAAGGCUGGCACCCGCUGUGAGAAGUGGGCAGAUUGUGAAGGGUUUGGAUGCCGGAUUAUUCACAGUCUCCCCAGGUCUUCAUUAAUGGGACCAGGGAUCUGGACAUUGUUGCUGGCACUGCCUAGGGCAACAAUUACCCUGCUUCUGGAGUCUAUUGCUGUCGGGCAGGCAAAACCGUUCAGGCUGGGCAGCUGCAAAAAUUCAAAUGAAUCAUUAAAGGUUAACUUUACGAUAAGAGAGAGGAGGAGAAAAGCAUGACCUGAGGAUCAGCGAUACUGCUUUGAUAUGAGUCUGUUAUUUAUGAUUACCUUUUUGUAGGAUAUUUAUUGUUAAUGAUGUUACUUGCACAUUGAAAUGACAAGUAUUCAUAAAGUGUAUUUUGUGUUUGAGAGUUAUUUGCACACUUGUUUAGCAGGAGAAGGGGUGUGUUGGGGGCACUGGGGAGGGCUGAAUACAUGUCCAUUCUCUAUCACAUUAAACUGGCAAGUGUAAAGCUGCAGUGAAGGGGAGGGGAAAUUUCCAAUCGGAAACGAGAUGAGUACAAAAGCUAGUUCUUAAAUUACACUGGACAGAGGCAGUGAGGUCACUUUCUCGCCUGUACCUCACCAGUUUUGCAUGGUGUAGUUUUGAACAUAUGUCCUUGUAUCACUAAGCUUCCCAGCACUUACAGUACUUUGAAAUAAAUACUAUUUAGAACAUGCAAAUUAAUCUUGGAGCAUGUAAAUGUACAAAUGUGUACAGACUUCAUGUCAGCUGAGCCCAACCCAGGCCAUUUCUUUAUGCAGUCCCUUUUUACACACAAUUAUCUUGAAUCAGUGAGAGUGAAAAUGAUCACAGCUGCAAACAGUUUUUGUUGUGAUCCAAAGGUCAAUGUUUCCUGGUAGGCACAGGCUAGAUGAGAGACUGGAGGAAGUUAUAGUUUGGAAGAUUGAAAUUUUGUAGAAUUUAGUAAAGGAUUUCUGAUUGGCAUACCUUAUGUAUGCAGGAUUAACAUGCUGUGCUACAACAGGCCGAUAUUAAUCCAUUUAAGAUAAACGAGUCAAUGCCCGUCAUACCCUUAACUAUCACAAAAUGCAGUAUGAUCAUGUUAAUUCUCCACACUUGCAAUCAGAAUUUCUGCCCCUUUUCUUUCUAAAGCACCAUUUUUCCACAAGUUAAGUGUUAAAGUAAAGGAUGAGGCCUGUAUCUGAAAAUCCGAACAAAGCAUUCAGUAACGGUUGUUAUUUUAUAAGUGGAACUAUUUAUUUGAUCGUUACAGUAUUGUUUCAGUGACAUUUUUUUGAAGAAAUUUGUUGUGAAGAAAUAAUUCUUGAAACUGUUAGAUGAACACUGAAAUUUGACAACAUAAUACACCCAGUGCCAAUUAAUCGGCCUCUAAAAAGGAGCUUGACUUAUUCACUAUCCUAACUGUGUAUGUUGGAUAUAAACUAAACAUUCAUGAUUGAUCCUAUCAGUUGAUAAAUGCACAACACAUUUUGGAAUUGAGCCCAACAAACUGACAAGAGUUUAGAUUUCUGGUCUAUUUGGAGACAUUUGGGCCUGGGUGGUUUGGGGGUGGGGAUACGUAAUGAUAAAGGUCCUAAUAUGUGUUUUGAAGUAACCAUUAAUUGGAGUAGGGAGUGGACCAUUGCUCAUGAUCCUGCUGGUGAUCUUUAAGCAGUGAUCCCUGUUGCAGGGUUUUAGUGUGAUCGUUUUUGGAGUCGGGGGGGAGUGGAAUGGCAUGAAAGGCGUUGGGUCAGUAAUGAUGCAUGCACUGCAUGGUUGAAGUUCAUCCGUGAAGAGUAGUCGUUUUUGGCCAAGGUCUAGUUAUAGUCAGUGAACAUUUAUCAACAUGAGUUCUCGCCUUUAGAGGACUGGAGAAAAUCAUGUUGUGGGGGAGGAAGAGAGUUGAUAAAGUGAAUAAAGCUAAUAAGUGAUGGAUUAAAUAGAUGUUUUGUUUGUGAAGUGGAAUGAUAAUAUAGUGGUGGAUGUUUAAUGUUUUGGUGUACUUCAUUUGUCUAAAAGAGCUGGAUAUCGAACUCCAAUUUCCUUAUAAAUCAGCAAAAUCAAAAUUUUUCACAUGAUGCAGUUGAGAAAAAAAAUACAUUAUGCAUAUUUUUGAACACUGAGGCAGGAAUAGCAAUCAUUUCUGAAAUGUUUGUUGAAGACUAAAGGCCCUUGAAUAAUAGCAAAGAGAAGGUAACUAAAAGCAGGGUGGGCCUCAGGCUCUGCAGGGAAUGUUCUGGGCUCCCAGUUUUUGAAUUGAUGUGGAAAUUUUGCUUGCUGUUUGACAACUGGGGAUCUGCAAAAACACCACACAGUCUGAACAAAAUGCACUCCACAGCAGAGUGCACACACAAAGUUGGCGUAAGACAAGGGGGUUCUUCCUAUUUUGUCCACUUAUCACCAUAGCAACACAUAGCAAAGCACACUCUUCUAUUUCCAAUGUAAUUGUAUAAAGGCCUUUUCAUGAGAGCUGACACCUGUCUGACUGAGAGUGAUUAGAAAUGAAUAAUGUCUGUACCAACAAGAGUAGAUAUGUGUGUACAAAAUUAUGUCAGUGUAAGAUUUACUGCAAGCGUUUCCGUUUUUUUACUGCUGGAAUGUAACAUUUUUGUAAACGUACAAUUUUUCACAAUGUGAAAUCAAAGACAUUAAAUUGUGUUGCCAUUUC